Neogale vison (American mink) is the source of this 717-nucleotide messenger RNA. RefSeq names its product chromosome 12 C12orf60 homolog (gene C12H12orf60). The transcript has a single exon. The record is from RefSeq and is a predicted model, not a curated record. Bases 1 to 717 code for a protein of 238 amino acids. Lineage: Eukaryota; Metazoa; Chordata; Mammalia; Carnivora; Mustelidae.
AUGUCUUCAGAGUCAGAAAAGGAUAAAGAGAGGCUGGUGCAAGCUGCCAAAACAUUUUUCUUUCACAUGCAAGAUCUUGUUGCCUUCACUAACACACUUAUAGAAUCUUUUAACAGCACUAUGAAUGCCCAGAUCCACUCCCUGGCUGUGAAGGAAGAUGCUAACGUUAAGGAUGUCUUUGAACAACUAUUCACAGUCUUUAAGGAGUUACAGUGUGUCCUGGAGGCAAAGUACGACCAGAUGCAAAAGGAACCUUUAUGUUCCAAGAUUGCGACAGCGAUUUGCUCUAUGGUUGAGAAGAGUGCCAAUGUCAAGGAGCUGCAGCAGUCAGCUAGAGAAAUGUUCAAGAAUGUCCACACUCCAGUCAUCGUUGCUGCACUGAAUAGCACUAACAUCCUUGGCACUUUGGAAUCUUCUCUUUCACUCUUGAUGACAUGUCCUAUCAUGAAACUUCAGUUAAGUGACCUCUAUCAAAAAGACACCAAAGACCAAUCAGAGGCCAACACCUCAGAGAAAAACCAAAGUCCGGGUCCAUCCAAAAUCGGUACAGCAGACAUCUUGAAAAAAUUGCAGGAUGUGUUAAAAGCUGAACAUUUCAAGAAUACCAUGGAGUCAGUUGUAAAUCAGUUGGAGCAAAUUGUCAGAACUCUGGCACCAAUCUUAGAGAUCCUCCAAAAAGCCAUAAAUAUUAUGGAAUCCAAAAUUCCCAUGCCCUAG